AUGAGAACACUUUUAUCUCACGUUCCGAAACCAAGCAAGGCUGUGGUGAUUUUGUCAACUCUAGAUUUCAAUGACGAAGUAAACGCAAAUGGGAAAUCUAUCAUGAAUCUAUUUUAUAAUAAAACGAAAGGAGGUGUCGAUACUUUAGACCAACUUUUUCACACUUAUUCAGUUCAACGUCAAACGAAUCGCUGGCCACUAGCUACGUUCUAUAAUUUAAUCAACGCCGCUGGAAUUGCAGCUCAUAUUAUUUAUCAAAAUGUGAUGGGACAAAGUGAGCAACCUGUUGGUAAGCAAAGAAAGUGGUUCUUGGUCAAUUUGAGCGAACAGUUGGUCUACCAACAAAUAAAAGCUAGAAGCAAGGUGAGUUUACGCACUAAGCAUCGAUUAAGCAUUGAUUUGGUUCUUAAUGAAGCUUAA
This is a messenger RNA of Leptopilina heterotoma, 420 nucleotides long. RefSeq lists its product as uncharacterized. The record is from RefSeq and is a predicted model, not a curated record. The coding region runs from base 1 to 420 and encodes 139 amino acids. Lineage: Eukaryota; Metazoa; Arthropoda; Insecta; Hymenoptera; Figitidae. The transcript has a single exon.